CUUUGACAGUUAGAAAUUUCUUACAUUUAUUUAAAUAUAGAACCUGUGUAGAACCGUAAAUCUGUCGAAUAAACGGCGAAAUAACGUAAUAAAUACCGUAGACUGUUAACUAAUUAACGUGGAAGACUAACACGGUGAUGUACUUCAAACUUUAUCUUUGAGGUUAUGUUUUGAAGAAUCUCCCAUUCGGAUUUUGCAACCAAAAUGUCCACUCUCGAAUAUUCGAAAAAAUUCGCCCGCGUGAAGGCACCAGCCAGAAAUAUCCACAAUUGCAAUGCUUGUCCGUACUUCACAACCUCGCUCUUUCUGAUGGUGAACCACGUCAGACGUCACCACUCACCCCUAAACACCUUUAACUGUGAAAACGCCAGUGUUGAAGUUUAUUAUUGCAAGGACUGCAAUUUCAAGACAGACCUAACCCUACUUUUCAAAAAACACAUAGCAGAACACCAUACCAUUGAAAAACAGAACAAACCAACUACAUCAAACGCGGACUACACCAUCAAGAACUUCGUUUGUUUGAAGUGCAACUUUGAAACAUACUUUGUGAUUAAGUGGCUUCAACACACUAAAUCAUGUUUGCGGGUUAAACAAGACCCCCAACUUGUACACCAUGAUAACCCCACAUGGUACAAGUGUGACCAGUGUGACUACAAGUGCAAGCGCAAAUAUUCCCUAAAAAUACACAAAACAGGAAAGCAUUUUAAAGACCAUGAAGUACCAUGGUACCAAUGCCAACUAUGUACGUACAAAUCCAAGCACAAAUCCAGCGUGAAAAGACACAUUUAUUUGCACCACGUGGAUGACAGCAAUAUCACGUGGUACAAAUGUAACACCUGUCCAUACAAAACUAAACAAAACUCUAAUUUAAAGAAGCACAUAAAUGCGCGACAUUCAGACGGGCAUGAUAUUAAAUGGUUUGAGUGUACUGAGUGUCCAUAUAAAGCUAAACAAAAUUGUUAUUUGAAGAAGCAUAUGAUCGCACGACAUUUGGGCGAAGCGGAUAUUAAGUGGUUUGAGUGCAAGGACUGUUCAUACAAAGCAAAAAAGCCGGCGCAUUUAAAGCGGCAUGUGAUUUCGCGGCAUCUGGGUGAAGAAGAUAUACAGUGGUAUGCGUGCCAGAUGUGUGUGUAUAAAGCUAAGCACAUUGCGCAUUUAAAAAGACACAUAAGUUUGCAUCAUUUGGAUGAGUGUGGGAUUAAUGGGCUGGUUUAAUGAUGCAAACAUUAAUUAAAAUGAGUGUGAACGUAUGUACAGGCUGUUUCACGAAUAUUGUGUAAUAUUGUUGGCUGCGCGCGCAUCUACAAUCAGCUGUUGUUUCCAAUCUUUGCACCAUGCAAAUUUAUCAGCAUUUUCUAAAUAGCAAUAGAAAUUUAAUGAACUGUAUGUCCGUUUACCGAACAGACGGAGUGGCCACGCACAGUGAAAAUAUUUUUGUCUUUUUAUAAAUACAUCUUAUAUUCUUUAUUUUUGAAAUAACACACGAUGACGUUUCUGGUUAAAUCUUAUAUUAUCCAAUGAGGAAACAGAAUUUUCAAAAUUUUUGAUAGUGCUUGCGCAACUAACAAUAAAUGGAAGCUAUUGAUUAAGGAAUAAAUUUAGCAAUAAAAAAUGUACAAAAUAAAAUCUAUUCGUGAAGUCAUAAAA
Molecule: messenger RNA, 1647 nt
Organism: Zophobas morio
Lineage: Eukaryota; Metazoa; Arthropoda; Insecta; Coleoptera; Tenebrionidae
Product: zinc finger autosomal protein-like
Exons: 2
Coding region: 205-1215 (336 amino acids)
Biological process (GO): regulation of transcription by RNA polymerase II
Molecular function (GO): DNA-binding transcription factor activity, RNA polymerase II-specific; RNA polymerase II transcription regulatory region sequence-specific DNA binding
Source: RefSeq, a predicted model, not a curated record